AUGAGAUGGAGUAGAUAUUUCCUCAGCAAACGUUACAUCAGCGUCGCCCAAUAUUUGGUUUUUCUCGCGGUGCUAUAUUUCAUCUACUGUGUGCUCUCAAAUAGGGGAAAUGAUACGCUCCGAGAAGAGAACCCCAUACUGGCCCAGCAACCAGCAUUACAGCCAAAUCUUCACGAUUUGCGAGCCCGAGAAGAAGCUAUCGAAAAAUACGAGAAGAAUCAGGAAGUCGCAAAGGUGAAUCGCGGAGAAAACGAUGACUGGGAACAAUACAAAGGACAUUCUAAGAAGGAUUGGCUUGAUCGAGUCGUCUACGAAUCUGAUUUGAAACGCGUUGGCCCCGGUGAGCAGGGCAAACCUGUAUCCGUGCCUAAGGAUGAAGCUUCUCAAGCCGAAGCGCUGGCACUCUACAAAGCAAAUGGGUAUAACGCUUAUGUGUCCGAUAUGAUUUCACUGGAUCGAGCUAUCAAGGAUAUUCGGCAUCCAAAUUGCAUGAAGAUGGAAUACAGCUCCAAACUUCCAACUGUCUCCGUUAUUUUCCCAUUCCACGAAGAGCAUAAUUCGACGUUGAUUCGAAGUGUGUGGACCAUUUUGAAUCGAUCUCCCCCAGGGCUCAUCAAAGAAGUCAUUUUGGUUGAUGAUUGUAGCGAGAAACCUUUUCUGUUAAAACCAUUAGAGGACUUUUGGCAACGCAAUAAACUUGACCAUGUCGUGAAAGUUCUACGUAAUAAAAAACGAGAGGGUUUAAUUCGAGCUCGUCAAUUUGGAGCAGAAAUAGCGACUGGUGAAGUUCUGAUCUUUCUUGACGCCCAUUCUGAAGCAAACUAUAACUGGCUUCCCCCGCUUUUGGAUCCAAUCAUUGAGGACUACAGAACCGUGGUAUGCCCAUUUGUUGACGUGAUCGAUUGCGAAACAUACGAAGUUCGGCCACAAGAUGAAGGAGCUCGAGGUUCUUUUGAUUGGGUUUUUAACUACAAACGGCUCCCUAUUACGCAAAUGGACAGAAAAAAUCCGACAAAACCAUUUAACAGUCCGGUCAUGGCUGGAGGAUACUUUGCGAUUUCACGAAAGUGGUUCUGGGAGCUCGGUGGCUAUGACAUGGGUUUAGAUAUUUGGGGAGGAGAGCAAUACGAGUUAAGCUUUAAGGUUUGGCAAUGUCAUGGGCGAAUGGUUGAUGCUCCAUGUUCACGAGUGGCGCAUAUUUACAGAUGCAAAUACCAACCUUUCAAGAGUGCUGUCGGCAAGGGGGAUUUCAUUUCGCGAAAUUACAAGCGUGUCGCCGAGGUUUGGAUGGAUGAGUACAAAGAAAUCCUAUACAAAAAUCGGCCAGGCGUGCGUGAAGUAGCUACAGGGGAUCUCACCGAGCAAAAAGCUGUUCGCGAGCGCUUGCAAUGCAAAUCAUUCGAUUGGUUCAUGAAGGAAAUAGCUUUUGAUCAGGACCGAUAUUACCCAUCAGUAGAUCCUCCUCCAUCAACACAUGGAGAGCUUCGUCAUGCUGCUUCCGGUUUAUGCGUUGAUGCUCAAUUUAAGGGACAGAAUCAACGAAUCCCACUACGGAAAUGUAUUAGCGAAGAUCCUAACGGAGGCGGUGAACAGGAUUUGCGAUUGACACGAUGGCAUGAUAUUCGACCUAAAGGACGGCGAAUUUGUUUUGAUGCCUCACAAUCUGGAGACAAGGCACCAGUAGUGCUUUUUGAUUGUCACUCGAUGAAAGGAAACCAGUUGUUCAAGCUUCGUGUUGAAAAGAAACAAAUAUUUCAUCCGGUUUCUGCGCAAUGUUUGGCUGCAGAUUCGACUGGCGAGGGAAAUCUUUACACAUUGCGCUGUGAUGAAAGUGACUCUAAGCAACAGUGGACUUGGCAGGUAAUUGAUGACAAACUCCUGCGCGAGCGUCAAGAGGAAGAAGUAAAAGAGGGAGAUCUA
This is a messenger RNA of Mesorhabditis belari, 1920 nucleotides long. The record is from the annotation of a GenBank genome assembly. Lineage: Eukaryota; Metazoa; Nematoda; Chromadorea; Rhabditida; Rhabditidae.